AUGGAAAACAAUGAAUUAAGCAACUCAAUUGAUGAGCACAACCUCAAUAGUCAGGUAGCUCAGCUAUCUGUAACUGAAGAUGUUGAUAUGAGGGAGGUUCUUACCUUUAACAGAGAGGUAUCUGAGGUUAGGAUCAACAAGGAUAGUAUCAGCAAGAAUGAAGAAAUUCGUACCCAAAGCGGUCAGACAGGAGGAGUCAAUAGAGUUUCUGAGGUAGUUUAUGAUGAUGUGGAUGCUUUUAACUCUGCCUAUGAGUUUUUCAUAACUACAGCAGGUCUCGACUGCGAAUCCAGAUGGAAAAGCUUCAUCAAUGCCAAGAAACUGAUAGAAGAGAAAUUCAAUUCCUUAAUUGCCAGAGGAAAGACACGCCUGACCAUGCUUGCCUUAAAGAUUGACAACAAGGAGAGUGUUGAGAAAUAUUUAAUGAGAUUUCUAAAGGCAGCGUCUUUGGCUGGAAUUAGUAGUGAGGAUCACUUGUUAGGCAAGAUUUUUAUGAAAAGCUUGCCAACAAACUGGCACAAUGCUAUCUUUACUAAUUUGAAUUCAAAAAACAAUAAGAACAGCUAUUUGAUGACUGUUAAACAAGUUGACAAGGCAACAAAGCACAUUGCAAUUGUGAGAGAUAAUUCUGAGAAGAGAGUGUUGACUGGACACAAGAACAAGAAGAUAAGACAAGAUUUCUAUGAAGAAAUUGAGGAAGAAGUACUAGUCCAACCCAGGAAUCUCAGGGCAAAAAACUACCCGUUUAGAGCAACCAACAACAAUGGCAACAACAAUCAGGCAGGAAUCUCGCACAAUCACCAUCUGUGUCAUUACUGCGGGGAAAACUUUUCUUGGGGUCACAAGUGCAAGAAGUAUUACUCGGCCUUCUCAGACAAGAGAAACAACAACAACAACAACAAUAAUAACAAUUACAAGUCCAACAGGGCAAGCAACAAGGGUGGCAAUAACAGCAUAUCAGUAGAUAUGGUAUUUGCCAAGAGUGGCUUACACGCCAGCAAGUGGGCUCCUCAAGCUAAAAACAAAGGAGUAAAACUCAUGGCCAUGUAUAAUUCUGGGACGGACACAAGCUGUUUAAAUUUAUAUACACUCAAGAAAUUCUUUAAAAAUGUAACCAUCAAUAAAAUACAAGGAGUUAUAAAAUAUUUUGCUGCAGACAGCAGUAGCUAUGCACAAAAGUUAGGAUAUAUAAAUCUGUUAGCUGUUGUGUAUGAGGAUGCACCAUAUUGUUGUAGAUAUAAAUUUGAAGUUAUACAAUUUCCUGAUCAUAUUGCUACACAAGCAGACAUACUGUUAGAAACAGAUAUCUUUAAGAAAUUAGAUAUACGAAUGACUGGAAUUGCAUAUUGUUAUCCUCUGGAAUUCGAAGACAACAGUGAAAAGCCAAAGGACUUGAACUUUGAUAGCAAUAAUUUUUAUAACCCAGAAAACAGUGAUUAUGUAUCAUCAGAGGAAGGAGAAAAUUUUUUUGUAGAAUUUAGCCAAGCCAUAAAAACCAAUGAGACUAUCAAAUCAGGAACAUUCUGCAAUGUGCCCACCUUGGAAUAUAUUCCUGAAAUAAGAAAACGAUUGGAAGAAUGGUUGACCAAUGAAAUAGUUGUUCUGACAGAGCCCAGCACUUGUUAUAAUUCAUCUUUAUUAGUGAUUCCAAAGAAAGACGAGGAUGGAACAAUGACAAAACUUCGUAUUGUGUCUCAGCCAGAAAUGGUGUUUUUGAAAUUGGAUCUGAAAAAUGCGUAUAAUUCAUUCAAAGUCAAAGAAGCUGACCAAGAGGUGUUAUCCUUCACCUUUGAAAACAAAACUUACAAUACCUCUGCUCAGCAUGCUGUUUUGGUUAACCAGAAUAUAAACAAAUCAUUUGGACCUGAUAUUACAAAGAUCGAUUUUCGAAAAUUAUCCAAUAUAAAUGAAUUGCCUAUCUGUAAAUCAGCUGAGCAAGUGAGAAAACUCAUGGGAACUAUCACCUUCAUGAGAGACUACAUACCCAUGAGUUCAAAAUUAACAGCUCUACUUGAUCAAUUAUGA
Messenger RNA from Phycomyces blakesleeanus NRRL 1555(-), 2025 nucleotides. RefSeq lists its product as hypothetical. The transcript has 10 exons. NCBI's taxonomy places the organism in Eukaryota, Fungi, Mucoromycota, Mucoromycetes, Mucorales, Phycomycetaceae. The coding region runs from base 1 to 2025 and encodes 674 amino acids. The record is from RefSeq and is a predicted model, not a curated record.